Molecule: messenger RNA, 120 nt
Organism: Kazachstania africana CBS 2517
Lineage: Eukaryota; Fungi; Ascomycota; Saccharomycetes; Saccharomycetales; Saccharomycetaceae
Gene: PMP1
Product: proteolipid ATPase
Exons: 1
Coding region: 1-120 (39 amino acids)
Biological process (GO): regulation of catalytic activity
Molecular function (GO): enzyme regulator activity
Source: RefSeq, a predicted model, not a curated record
AUGUUACCAGCUGGUGUUAUUUUAGUCUUCUGUCUGCUAUUUUGUGCUGGUUGUGCCAUCGUCGGUACCAUCGCUUACAACAAAUGGCAAGCAAGAAAGAGAUCUUUACAAAGAUUCUAA